Molecule: messenger RNA, 318 nt
Organism: Arctia plantaginis
Lineage: Eukaryota; Metazoa; Arthropoda; Insecta; Lepidoptera; Erebidae
Source: the annotation of a GenBank genome assembly
AUGGCUAAUACGAGUAAUAGUGACGAUGAAGAUGCAACAAUAUUGGACGAAGAAUCUGUAUCUAAAGUUACAAUUGAACCUGCAGGUACACCAGAGUCUAUUCCUGAUCAAGAAGCAACUCCAGGUCAUCAUGACUCUCCAUUGGACCGUGCAGUGCGCAAUUUCAAACCUACGAAUAUCAAGGCGUUGAUUGAAGAAAUUAUUAUACAAUACCAGAAACCUCACGCUAUGCUCACAAUAAUGGUUCAGUCUUCACAACGCUCAAGAAAUGACAGUUGUGCCUGUAUCAAGAUUCGAAGAAAUAAGAAGAAAUUUUAA